GAACGUUAUUGAAUGAAGUAUUUUUUUUUAUUUUUAGGACAUAGUAAAAUAUAUUUCAAUAAUUAUGGACAAUAUUUAUUAAAUAUCUCGAGUUUUUCCUUAGAUUAUCAGUCUUUUCGGUACAAAUUGUGUAUAUGAAAUUAAUGAGAUGACAUUGCUUUGUUUCAAGAGCAGGAAGUUUACGCCAAAAAGUGCGACUGCGCACUGGCCAAAUUAGUAGUGUGAAAGAAAAUGGCGAUCAGCGAAAGGCGUCCGGAGUUAACGUGAUGAAAAACAUUGUUCAAAGCUCAAUUACAUAGUGUUAUAGUUAUUAAUUGUGUCAGAUGUAGAUUAAUUAAGUGUUAAUGAAUAGUGAUUGUGUAUAAAAAUGGCUGCGAAUAUGUACAGAGUCGGCGACUGCGUCUAUUUUGAGACGUCGCCGAAGUCUCCGUACCAAAUCCGGCGGAUAGAGGAGCUGAACAAAACGGCGUCGGGUAAUGUGGAGGCGAAAGUCAUGUGUUUCUACAGGCGGCGGGACCUGCCCAACCCCCUCAUACAGUUAGCAGAUAAGCAUCAAAUGGCCCAGUCAGAAGACUCGCCAGUUGCAAUGAAACUCAAAAAAAUAUGCCUUAAAACGCCAGUUGGCGAAGAACAGGCAGCACAAGCAGUCUUAGAUCCAGCGUUAGCGGCGAUGGAGGAGGAAUCUAGCGACCUACCAGGCACAGACGGGCUGGCGCCGAAGCAGCGGCACCAAGCGAAACACCGCGAGCUGUUCCUCUCGCGGCACGUGGAAACGCUGCCCGCCACACACAUCCGCGGCAAGUGCACCGUCACGCUGCUCAACGAGACGGAGUCGCUGCUCAGCUAUCUGAAUAAGGAUGACGCAUUUUUUUAUUGUUUAGUAUUUGAUCCUUCACAAAAGACUUUAUUAGCAGAUAAGGGAGAAAUCAGAGUUGGAAGUAGAUAUCAGACUGAAGUAACUAAUUUAUUAAAAGAAGGCGAAGAGGACCCGCGCAUCGGCUCAGAGCUAGAAACGCUGGUGUGGACGCCGGAGCAUGGUCUGACGGACCGGCAGAUCGACCAGUUCCUGGUGGUGUCGCGCUCGGUGGGCACGUUCGCGCGCGCGCUCGACUGCUCCUCCAGCGUGAAGCAGCCCUCGCUGCACAUGUCCGCCGCCGCCGCCAGCCGGGACAUCACCCUGUUCCACGCAAUGGACACGCUUCACAAAUCCGGGUACAGCAUAGAGUCGGCGCUGUCAUCUCUAGUGCCCGCGUCGGGGCCGGUUCUAUGCCGCGACGAGAUGGAAGAAUGGUCCGCCUCAGAAGCAAACCUCUUCGAAGAAGCCCUAGACAAGUACGGCAAGGACUUCGCCGAUAUAAGGCAGGACUUUUUGCCGUGGAAAACGUUAAAGAAUCUGGUGGAAUACUACUACAUGUGGAAGACGACGGACCGCUACGUGCAACAGAAACGCGUGAAGGCGGUCGAGGCUGAGUCCAAGCUGAAGCAAGUGUACAUUCCCAACUACAACAAACCGAACGCGGCGCUCAUAAGCUCAGCCAGCGGCGGCAUUAAACCGGGCGCCGUGCUCAACGGCGGCACUAACGGCACCGCUGCGCUGCCGCCCGCGCAGCUCUGUCUCUCCUGCCAAGUGACAACUUCAAACCAGUGGUAUGCAUGGGGCCCAGAGCAUUUACAAUACAGAUUGUGUGGCUCUUGCUGGCAAUACUGGAAGAAAUAUGGAGGACUUAAGGUAAAAACCGCAAAUGCAUUCGGUGAAAGCGAAGCGGAAUCAACAAAAGUGCGGCCCGACGGCGACGAAACCGCGCUCUCUGCCUCGCAUCGCCCGCAUCGCUGCACCGUACUCAACUGCGCUAAGGAGUUCAAGUUGCGCGCUCACCUAGCGCGGCAUGUGGCGACGGCGCACGGGUCGGGCGAGGGCGCGCGGCCCGUCAUGAAGACGCGCGCCGCCUUCUACCUGCGCGCGUCGCCAUUCACGCGACUCGCCCGCCGCCUCGCGCGCGCGCUGCGCCGCCCCCGACACUACGCGCGCUCGCCCUUCUCGCCCAUCAACCUGCAGCAGGUCAAGCACGAGUGUUCGAUAGCCAUGGCAGGCGUCGGCGUGGGGGCCGCUGAUAUGCGCGCGAGCGGUGGAAUUGCCCGAGCACGCGGCGCUGUAGGGACAGUGGCCAACCGACUGGCGGCGGCCCGCGGCCAACCCUCCCCACUGGCGCGCGCGCACGAGUGGCUGCUACUCACGCCGCGCGACCGCAUGCCCAAGCCCGCGCACGUGGCCUUCCCCAAACCACCCAAGGCGCCAGAUGGCAGCCUGAUGUACGAACGCGUCGCAUCUCGCGCGGAACUGGAGGCUCGCAGAACCGAACCGGCUCCCGUGCAACCACUCAAACGUCGCGCUUUCGACGACAUCAAUGGACUCGACAGUCACGUUAACCAUUCGGUUGGCACAGGGGCGGGCGCAAUACGCGAGGCGGUCGCCGCGCCGCCGCCGGCCAAGCGGCCCAACAAGCACCCGGCGCCCAUGCAGCGGCCCUCGCGCGAGCAGUACGCCGCCAUGUGUGCGCGCGCUCAGGCCACCGGCCAACCGCUGCCCGCGCACGUGUUUGCGCACGUGAAUGGAAAACCGACCAACAUAACAGGCCGCGGAGGUCGCCGCCACGUUAUUUCAUGGAUGGACGCACCUGAUGAUCUCUACUUCAGAGCAACCGAUACCGCGAAGGUAGCGCGGCGGACGCUGAGUUGCGGCGAGCUGAGACGCGGCGCCCGAGCACCGUGGCGCGCCAUGCGGUCGGGCGCGGGGGCGGCGGCGGCAGCGGCAGCGGCGGGUGCGGUGCUAGCGACGGCGGGCGCGGGCGCGGGUGCGGGCGCGCCCACAGGCGCGGGCAAGACGGCGGGCGCGGGCGCGCCGCUGCAGCUGGUCAUCCUGGACUGACAGGAGCCUGCGCGCCCGCCGCCGUCGCCGCCGCCGCCGCACCCGCCGCCGCACCCCUACACCAUGGAGGCGCUGCUCGGCUGAGCGCGCCCGCGCCCGCUGUACAUUCGCGUGUAAAUAACGCCGCCGGCCCGCGCCCGCCCCCCGCCCGAGCGAGACCCAACGAAGAUUGUAUUUUUGGUAAUCGAAUCGCCGAGGACGGAUUCUGUAGAUAAUAUUUUAAACUAUAUUGUUCUUAUGUGGUUUGAUCUGGCGUCGUCGAGCAAAAUAAUGUAUUUGAUACAUAAAACGAUAUGUAAGUCUAUUUCAUUCGGAGAUUCAUUGUAGGAUAAUUUACAAUUUUUUUCAUAAAUAAAGCACAAAUUGAAAUAUUGUUUGGUUUUAUUUGGAUUUUUCGAUGGCGGCGAGCUUUCGUACCGUUUGUUUGAUUUGUGAAAUCACGGAAGCGAACCUGACUGAUGAAAAGUUCAAUUCAAAACAACAAGUUUUAUUAUUAUCAUCAAACAAUUUUCUCCACUAUUUUCCCAACGCAUAUUUUCCCUUUGGAUAGCAUCACUAAGGUUUGAGGAAUGGCCCAGUAAUCCACCACGAUGGCCAUCCUUGUGAAGAUCGGUGGUAAGGUAACAACAGGUAAAAGAGUUCUCAUACGUUUGGCAACAUGCGCGGUGAGAGACCACACCCGCGACAACAAGGGCCGUCGAACAGCACCUUUAGGUAACUUGGCUCAAUCGUAAAAUAGUGAAGAAAAGUAUCGAUACCUACUAAAGGCAACGAAGUAUUAAGAAUUUUCAAAUGUUUGUGUUAUGAUUGUAAUGUUAGGUACCGGUAAAAUGGUCCUAC
Chilo suppressalis (striped riceborer) is the source of this 3766-nucleotide messenger RNA. Lineage: Eukaryota; Metazoa; Arthropoda; Insecta; Lepidoptera; Crambidae. The record is from the annotation of a GenBank genome assembly.